UGACAGUUCUUUAAGGCUACAAGUGUUUCUAAAGAUGCUUAUAUUUUUUCAGGUUGCUCUAUUUUUUGCUGUUUUUAAAAUAAUAUUAUCAUUACCUGAUGAUAUUGAAAAAUGUAGAAUGAAUGAUGAAGAAUGUCUCAUCAACUCAUCAAAUAAGGUCAUAAACAAAUAUACUGGAGGAAUUAAUGAGAUUGAUUUUCCACAACAUAAUCCAUAUUUGAUUGGCAAAUUUCGAAUAAAGCAUGACUUUGGAGCUUUGCAAGCAGAUGGAACAAUAUACGAUAUUAAAGUUUUUGGAUUCAACGAUUCAACAUUUCUAAAGUUUUCAGGGUUUGAUAAAAAUGUUUUAGAAAUUCAUUUUAAAAUGCCAAAAUUUUCACUUUCUGGAUUUUAUAAAGCAAAUGCGAAAGUUUUAGGUUUUCAUAUUAAUGAUGAAGGUCCACUGACUCUUAACUUUUAUGAUUUCAUCGUAAAACUAACAUUCCAACUUGAGCGUUACACUCGAAAUGGGAAGGAAUACUUUAGAGUUACUAAAACAGACAUUUCCUCAGAUUUGGACACUGGAGACUUUGAAGCACCUGAAGUAAGCAAAGUUAUAAUAUGGUCGUUAAACAAAAGCUUCAAUCUUUUAAUGAAGAGCAGCAUGAGAUCUUACGCUGGUGAUGAAUUUGGAUUCUAUUAUGAAAAAACUUUCAAUUCUGUGUUCACAAAAGUUCCAAUUGAAGACUUAUUUUUGAUGUAAAUUUUACAUUUUUAUUAUUUUGUUUAAGAAUUCAUUGAUUCAAAUUAAUAA
Molecule: messenger RNA, 793 nt
Organism: Chironomus riparius
Lineage: Eukaryota; Metazoa; Arthropoda; Insecta; Diptera; Chironomidae
Source: the annotation of a GenBank genome assembly